AUGUCACUCAAAGAAGACAGAGGUUCUGAUGAGAGCCUUCUAGGCAGUGACAGAGAGAGUGAUGAGAUCGAGUGGACUCGACCAAUUCAGCGACAGAACUGGAGACGAUAUGCUUGGGUAAUUCUCAACCUUCUCCUCUUUCUGUUAUCUCUCGGUCUUUUUGUCGCUGCCUCCUCCAGGUUCAGCUCGGAGUCCGAGAUGGACUACAUCCGCAAGACGUCCUUUUACUCUCCUGUCUUGGACUCAAUCAACUUCAAGAUGAGGCCUAUUGAGACAGAGGGUGGCUUGUUCGAAGCAAAGAAUCCGUCCAAGUGGCGCAACUCUCUCAAGCCUGAUCCCGAGGUCGAUGAUGCAUGGGAAGAUCUUGAGAUCAUCCGUGUUUUCCCCAUCACUGAGUCCGAGGUUCGCCGACUAGGCAAAGAUCCAGAGCUUCUCGUCAAGUUCCCCCAAGAGUACGGUCUUGGUGAUAAUGCCUACAUGGCGCAAAUCGACAUGUUUCAUCAAAUACACUGUCUCAACCUUCUGCGACACCUAGCUUGGGCCGAGUAUAACCGCAAUGGCACGGCAAAGAAGCCUUUCAGCGACUUGCAUUGGAUUCAUGUCAGCCAUUGCACUGACAUAUUGAUGCAGAACCUCAUGUGCAACGGAAAUUUGGACAUCAUCACCUUCAACUGGGUUGAGACCCAGUCGAAUCCAUUUCCAGACUUUGCUGUCAACCAUCAGUGUAGGGAUUUUGAUGCGAUAUAUGAAUGGCAGGAUAAACACUCGGUGCCAAAAGAAUGGGGGCGGAAUGUCACUCGGCCAGCUGGCGCAAAGCAGAUUCCAAUUAGCGAAGAAUAUUAUCGUAUAUAUGGGAUCGAGAAGCCGCAAGUAUCUACAACACCAUAG
Messenger RNA from Fusarium mangiferae, 888 nucleotides. RefSeq lists its product as uncharacterized. Gene Ontology annotation, biological process: mycotoxin biosynthetic process. Bases 1 to 888 code for a protein of 295 amino acids. The record is from RefSeq and is a predicted model, not a curated record. Lineage: Eukaryota; Fungi; Ascomycota; Sordariomycetes; Hypocreales; Nectriaceae. The transcript is spliced from 2 exons.